AUGAAGGGUUCGAUAGAUGGAAAUCACAGGACUGCUGUGAUAGUAAUGCUAGUGUUACUAUUCGACGUGCAGUACAGUGGAGCAAUAUUCGUGCCAAGAAUUCACUCCAUAGUUGGAUUAAGCAAUGGUUCUGUAUUGUUCGGCGAGCGCUUCAGCAGUUCUCGGGCAACAAUUGAAUUCCACCAGCAAACCGUUCAGAACGGAUCGUCUUCUGUAGCCACGAACGAAUCUCAAAGUGAAUCUAACUCCCCACUGAUAUGUGUCGUCACGACAAGUCUGGACGAUCUACCACCGGAUGCGUUCACGGAGGAGCAGCGACUCCAGGGUGCAAUCAUUCUGCACUUCCUGGCCGCAGUCUACUUUUUCAUGUUGCUCGCGUAUGUCUGCAGCGAGUACUUCCUGCCCUCGGUCGAGUGUCUGUGCGAGAGUUUGAAUCUGUCACAGGACGUGGCAGCGGCCACUUUCAUGGCAACGGCUACCUCGAUGCCGGAGUUCUUCACCAACACUAUUAGCACGCUGGCGGUAGAUUCGGACAUUGGUGUCGGCACGAUCAUGGGCUCGAUGCUAUUCAACACACUUGGCGUAGCGGCACUCGUCGGACUCCUGACGAAAAUGCACGUUCAACUCGAUUGGUGGCCUCUGACACGCGACUCUAUAAUCGUCACCAUCUCCACCACCCUCCUUGUGGUGUGUCUCUGGGAUGGUCGAAUCGAAUGGUACGAGGCGAUGAUAUUCAGCAUCACCUACAUACUCUACUUUGUGGUGAUGUUCAAAAAUGAACGAUUCAAGUCGAUAGCUAUCCACUUUAUUCAGGAUCGUUGGAAUCUUUGUGGGCGCAUGGAACCCAAACCAGAGGAUGGCGUAGUGGAUCCCAAUAUUCCUCGAAAGUACUCUGUAGCGAUCCUCGGGCACGCCAUCAACGGUGUGAUGGUGAGUAUAUCCGAAGAUGGCGUACGGAAAGAACAAAAUGAAGCAGCCGUUGAGCCAGCGGGGAUAACCCCAAACUCUUCUGGCCUAUCGGCGGUGAACGUCGUGACGCCUGCUGAGUGUGAAACCUCUGAGCAACCAUCGACCACAAAGUGGAGUGAACUGGUGCAUCUUCCUGCAAAGUCUACUGCCGGCUGGCGAACGAUCUUUUGGUUCUUUACAUGGCCGUAUCGACUGGUAGUGUUCUGUACUGUACCGGAUCCACUCCGAUUUCGUCGGCUAUACCCAAUAACCUUUAUUUGCUGCAUUGGCUGGAUCGGGUUGUGCGCGUACAUCGUCUUCUGGAUGAUUUCCAUCAUUGGUAACACUUUCGGCAUUCCGGACACGGUGAUGGGCAUGACGUUCCUGGCUUUUGGUGGCUGCAUGCCGGAAGCUGCAUCGGCGGUAACCAUGAUUCGGAGAGGUAACGGAGCAAUGGGCAUCUCGAAUUCACUAGGUGCAAACACGCUUGCCAUACUGUUCUCCCUUGGGCUUCCUUGGUUCAUACGGACGAUGGUCGAUGGCGGACCGUCAACUGGGGCCUACAUCGCCAUCCAAUCGUAUGGUAUUCAGUACUCCGUGCUGGCACUGUUCGCGGCCAUCUUUACGCUCUACCUGGUACUGUACAUCGCAAAAUACACCCUCCGCAAGCUGGUUGGACUCGCCCUCGCCGUCGGCUAUCUGCUGAUCGUAACGUUCAUGCUGUUGGUCGAGCUGGACAUUGUUUUCCCCGCCAACAAUCGAUGUUAA
Anopheles coustani is the source of this 1716-nucleotide messenger RNA. Its product is annotated as sodium/potassium/calcium exchanger 4-like. Gene Ontology annotation, cellular component: membrane. Gene Ontology annotation, biological process: calcium ion transmembrane transport; intracellular calcium ion homeostasis. The coding region runs from base 1 to 1716 and encodes 571 amino acids. Gene Ontology annotation, molecular function: calcium, potassium:sodium antiporter activity; calcium channel activity. The transcript is spliced from 4 exons. Lineage: Eukaryota; Metazoa; Arthropoda; Insecta; Diptera; Culicidae. The record is from RefSeq and is a predicted model, not a curated record.